AUGUUUUAUUUAUUUGUUUUCGUUAAAUUAACCUAAGAGUACUCUAGAAUAAUUUCAUCCAAACAUUUCAAUGUUAUACGAAGAAAAUAAAUGCAAUAUCAUUUAUUUAUAAAUCUUUGUCAAUAGAUAAUUAUUCCAGCAUUAAUUAUUAAAAUGAAAAUAAUGCAAAAGUGUUUCAUGAUUUUUGAGAAUUCAGAACUUGAGAAUUAGUAUUAAUUAGGAAGAUCUUUAUCUAUUAAAAAACCUGUGUUUAUUUGUUCGAUCUUUCUAACCUUCGUUUGCAAUUUAGCUACAAUAAUAAUUUAAUCAACUUUCCGUGCAAUAGAAAGCUAAUACAUAUAUAUUAUCUUUACAUUCAUCACAAUUUUAGAAUAUAUUACGAUUGUUUUGAUGAAUAAAAUACAAUUUUUGCAAUUAGGAAUAACAUUUACAAAUAUUAUGAUAGGAUUUGCAUAGUUGGAUGGAGAUUCUUCUUCUACAACAAAAGGUGAAUAUUAUGCAUAUGGAAAUGUAAUCAUGCAAUUAUAGGCAGUUCUAUACUUUAUAUCAAGCUUUAAUCAUGCGAUAUUUUAGGUUAUCGUUCAUUUAAUUUUACGAUUAAUAAUUACUACAUAUUAAUCAAAAUAGGAAGUUGAUUUUUUACUAGUUGGAAUGGGAAUUUCUGGAGGAUUGAUGAUUCUGAUUACUGUUCACUAUUAUGAAUCUAGAUCUCGAAUAAAUUUUAUUUAAAAUUUAUAAGAAAAUAAGCUUGAGGAUGCCUAUUCUUUUAUCAUUUAGAGACCAUAUUUUAAAAUUUCAUUAUCAGAGAGUAGAAUGUUGUUUAAUUUAAAUACAAAGCAUUAAAUUGAAGAAUUUCCUGGUUUUGAUGAAUACUAUUGCGAUGGAUGCAAUGCAAGAAAUUUAAUGAGAUCAUAUACAAACGAAAACAAAUAAUCUAUUGAAUCACUACUAUUAUCUCAAAAAUUAGAAAAUAAUGGAUAUUGGAUCAUAACUUUUAAAAAGCAAACUUUUUAAAUAAAAUAUUGCAAAGUAGAUCUCUAACAGUAGAAUUACUUGAUUAUUUUAUAAGAUAUAGAUAUUUAAGAUAAGAAGUAAAUAGAUAUCGAAAAAGAAUAAUCAAAACUUGAGUAUUUCUUAAAGUCCAAUCAAGAUUUUUAACAUAAAAAAUUUUUUAAUUGGGGAGCUCUUUCUAUUUUGAUGAUAAAUAAUAAAAUAAUUUAGAAAAUAGAUUUAAGGUUAGCCAUAUCUAAAUUAAUACAUAUAUAUAAAAAAUACUUGUUUACCAAUUUAAAUAUAGAUAUAGUAUGUUUUGAUUAAAAUUUACAUAUUUACUCGUUUAAGAAUCAAUUGAAGAUUUUUUUGAUUUAGAUUUUUGAGAUUAUUUCAAAAAUUUAAUAUUAUGAUAGGACAGAAAUCAAAAUUAUAUUACAAAGGAAAGGAUGUGAUGCUUUAAUAAAAUUUGAGAACGUCAAUAAGAUUUAAUUUAAUUUCAGUUAUUCUUAAAACUUCUUCAUCUAGCAUGUUUAGAGUCUCGUAAUAGAUUAUAUAGACCUAUCUGAUUGUAUUGGUAUAUUAAUUCGUAAUCAUCCAAUAGGAACUUUUAAUAGAAAAUGA
Molecule: messenger RNA, 1614 nt
Organism: Paramecium octaurelia
Lineage: Eukaryota; Ciliophora; Oligohymenophorea; Peniculida; Parameciidae
Source: the annotation of a GenBank genome assembly